AUGGCACAUGCUCGUAUCUCAGCCAGCCUCCCGCCUGAUAUAGACCCCACAAAAGCUCCUCUUGCAUUUGGAAGGAGAGCCCUUCCUAAACUCAAUGAGGAGCUACAGUCUCCUGAGCUGCUGACUCAGCAACGGGCAUUGAUGGCGCUCUGUGAUCUGGUCCAUGACCCAGAAAAUGUGUACCAGGCAAUAGAAAUAGGAUUCUUGGAUAACCUAAAGACUUUGCUGCUACACCAUGACAGUACUCUCCGACAAAAAGCCAUAGAAAUCCUCUAUGUAAUGGCUAUGCAUAGUGUUGGCAGGAAGCGGUUGAUAGAAAAUGGACUGAUUUCUGCCCUCGCUAAGCUCUUGAAUGAUCCAGAAGAUAUCUGUCGGAAGAACACACAUCAGACUAUUGAAAUGAUGGCAAGAUUACCUGAAGGUUUAGGAGAUCAACUUCAGGCACUAAUAAAAAAAUCAUAUAUGGGAUUAUACCUAGACAUGUACAUCCAAGCAUAG
Messenger RNA from Mesitornis unicolor (brown roatelo), 498 nucleotides. RefSeq names its product rhabdoid tumor deletion region protein 1-like. Bases 1 to 498 code for a protein of 165 amino acids. The transcript has 4 exons. NCBI's taxonomy places the organism in Eukaryota, Metazoa, Chordata, Aves, Mesitornithiformes, Mesitornithidae. The record is from RefSeq and is a predicted model, not a curated record.